GGGUCACAUUACGUCACCUGGUUACAGUGUUUAUAGCAACCACACGGAUAAUGCCUCAACACAAACAUGAGCACAAACGAAAUAAAGAACGAUUAUUCAGCGAAAGAAGAGACCGCAGGGCCUGGAGAUUCUAAUACAUCUGAAAUAAAGACAAGCGAUGUGUACAAAGUUGACAAAAACUUACCGUCUCGCUUUAAUAACCCGGAUUGUUUCAGAUACAGUCACAAAACAACCAAUCCACUGUACCGAACAACAAACCAAGCAUAUGGAAGCAAAAAACCAACAGUUCACGAAAUGCCUACAUCCUUUAACGGAAGUCGACACAGGUUUUCGGAGCAUCUACUAAAAAGUGGCAUGUACAGAGACAACGGCUUCAACACCAUGCUGGACAAGAGUCGACUCUCCAGACCCAACGAAACGUCUGUGUUUUAUGAUAGAAUCAAUUUCCAUUCCUUAUAUCACACGGCUGGAAAAUCGUAGUAAAACAAGCUAUGCUAUUUCAAAGCUUGCAUGGUUUGGAUGGACAUACUUGAUUUUGAACAGCCCUCAAAGUGUUUUUUUAUUCUUAAAAAAAAAUAAAGGGAUAGUUCACCCAAAUUUUUUUAAAAUUCUGUCAUAAUUUACUCUGUUUGUCUUCCUUUUAUUCUGUUGAACACAAAAGAUUUUUUGAAAAACGCUGAAAACUAUUGACCUCCAUACUAUUUAUUUCCCACUAUAGGUGUCAAUAGGUAAUGUUUUUAGAAUUUUUCAAAAUAUCUUCUUUUGCGAUCGACAGAAGAACAAAACUCUCUCCACUUGAGGGUGAGUAAAUAUUAUUUUUUUUAAUGUACUAUCCCUUUAGGUCAAUGAACUGAGAUGUUUAGUCCCGGUGAUUUGGCAUGUCAUGAAAAUGAGGGAACGCUAUUAGUCAAUUUAGAAAAAUGACAGAUUUCUCGUUGGAUGAAUAAAAACACAACUACGUCAA
Molecule: messenger RNA, 964 nt
Organism: Danio rerio (zebrafish)
Lineage: Eukaryota; Metazoa; Chordata; Actinopteri; Cypriniformes; Danionidae
Gene: pierce1
Product: piercer of microtubule wall 1
Biological process (GO): axoneme assembly
Cellular component (GO): axoneme; axonemal microtubule
Source: RefSeq, marked provisional